GAGUAUUUCCAGGGCGAGGACUCCUACCGCUGCGGGUACUGCAAGAACGAGUCGGGCAGUCGCUCCAAUGGCAUGUGGGCACAUUCCAUGACGGCACAGGAUUAUCAAGAUCUUAUAGACCGAGGAUGGCGAAGAAGUGGAAAAUAUGUGUACAAACCUGUCAUGAAUCAAACCUGUUGCCCUCAGUACACAAUAAGGUGCCGACCUUUACAGUUUCAGCCUUCAAAAUCUCAGAAGAAGGUUUUGAAGAAAAUGUUGAAAUUUCUGGCUAAAGGGGAAAUUUCCAAAGGAAAUUGUGAGGAUGAGCCCAUGGAUUCCACAAUGGAUGCUGCUGUGGCAGGUGACUUUGCAUUAAUAAAUAAGUUGGACAUACAGUGUGAUCUUAAAAUGCUCAGUGAUGACCUCAAAGAAAGCAUGGAGAGCGAAGAGAAGAAAGGAAAAAACUCCAAGAAGAAAGAAUCUAAUGAUUUAAUGCAGUCACAAGCUAUAGAAGAGAAGCUGGGCUCUGGUGAACCAUCACAUUCAGUUAAAGUUCACACAGUUCCUAAACCAGGCCAAGGGGCUGAUUUGAGUAAGCCUCCAUGUCGAAAAGCAAAGGAGAUCCGGAAAGAAAGGAAAAGGUUAAAACUAAUGCAGCAAAACCCUACUGGAGAACUUGAGGGUUUCCAGGCUGAAGGUCAGCCACCAUCUUUGUUCCAACCAAAGGCUAAAUCCAACCAGCCCAAAUCACUUGAAGAUUUGAUUUUUGAAUCUUUACCAGAGAAUGCAUCACACAAGUUAGAGGUGAGGUUAGUACCUGUCUCCUUUGAGGACCCUGAGUUCAAGUCGUCCUUCAUCCCGUCCUUUGCUUUGUAUGUCAAGUAUCAAAUGGCCAUACACCAGGAUCCACCUGAUGAGUGUGGGAAGACCGAGUUCACAAGAUUCCUUUGCAGUUCACCUUUGAAGGCAGAGAACCCCCCUAAUGGGCCAGACUGUGGUUAUGGCUCCUUUCACCAGCAGUAUUGGCUUGAUGGAAAGAUUAUUGCUGUGGGGGUGAUUGACAUCCUUCCAUACUGUGUAUCAUCUGUAUAUUUGUACUACGAUCCUGAUUAUUCAUUUCUGUCUCCCGGUGUCUACUCUGCACUGCGAGAAAUUGCUUUUACUAGGCAACUUCAUGAGAAGACAUCUCAACUCAGCUAUUAUUAUAUGGGUUUCUACAUUCAUUCGUGUCCAAAGAUGAAAUAUAAGGGUCAAUAUAGACCUUCUGAUUUGUUGUGUCCUGAGACAUAUGUUUGGGUACCCAUCGAACAGUGCCUGCCUUCACUUGAACACUCCAAGUACUGCCGUUUCAACCAGGACUCAGAAGCAGCGUUGCUCAUUAAGCUACAUGUGAAGAGUAAGUCAGUGACUGAAAAUUGUCAGAGACAGGGAAACCAGAGUAAAAUUCUGAGCACUUCUCUAGCAGAGGUAACAGUUAUCAAGCAUGCUCAGUGUGAUAAGUAUCAAAAGGGGGAAAUAGAAGAGGUAGAGAGUCCACACUUGAGGGUCUUAAGCACAGAUUUGGAUAGGGCGUAG
Molecule: messenger RNA, 1554 nt
Organism: Carlito syrichta (Philippine tarsier)
Lineage: Eukaryota; Metazoa; Chordata; Mammalia; Primates; Tarsiidae
Gene: ATE1
Product: arginyltransferase 1
Exons: 13
Coding region: 73-1554 (493 amino acids)
Biological process (GO): protein arginylation
Cellular component (GO): cytoplasm
Molecular function (GO): arginyl-tRNA--protein transferase activity
Source: RefSeq, a predicted model, not a curated record